This is a messenger RNA of Talaromyces rugulosus, 1455 nucleotides long. RefSeq lists its product as uncharacterized. The transcript has 2 exons. The record is from RefSeq and is a predicted model, not a curated record. Gene Ontology annotation, biological process: mitochondrial tRNA threonylcarbamoyladenosine modification. The coding region runs from base 1 to 1455 and encodes 484 amino acids. Lineage: Eukaryota; Fungi; Ascomycota; Eurotiomycetes; Eurotiales; Trichocomaceae. Gene Ontology annotation, cellular component: mitochondrion.
AUGCUGCUGCUAAGGCAAGCAAGAAUAGCGACUAGGCACCGCCAGUGUGCUGGGUUGCGAUAUGCUGUCAGCUCAAGCACAUGGCGCCGAAAUUUACUUACCCUUGCGAUUGAAAGCUCUUGCGACGACACCUCGGUCGCACUCGUCGAAAAAAUCAACAACCCCGACCAAUCGGUAACCGCAAAGGUCCAUUUCCUCCAGAAUAUCACUGCGAACACCCAGAAAUACCGCGGAAUCCAUCCUAUCGAGACGCUACUAUCGCAUCAAGAACAUCUUGCAAAGCUCAUACAAAGCUCAUUGGAAUCAUUGCCACUUGAGCAGCAACAACAAAGUCCAAGCGGAAAUGGAGAGCAGUCUGCGGUAAUGCGGCGUUUGCCAGACUUUAUUUCUGCAACAAGAGGCCCAGGAAUGAGGUCGAAUCUGUCGGUGGGGCUGGAUACAGCAAAGGGCCUAGCAGUUGCCUGGCAGAUUCCCCUGGUAGGCGUUCAUCACAUGCAAGCGCAUCUCUUGACACCUAGACUCGUCUCGGCUAUGGAGGGUGGUGGUGAUGCUAGCCCAACCACAACGCAGCCCGAAUUCCCGUUUAUUUCCAUGCUCAUUUCAGGGGGGCAUUCUAUAAUAGCUAAUUCGAAAUCCUUACUUGAUCACGAUAUCCUCGCGACGACGGUCGACAUUGGCAUGGGCACGGCCCUCGACAAGGCUGCGCGUCCUAUACUUCCACAGUCCAUGUUGGAAUCGACAACUGGUACCAUGUAUGGCAAACUGCUGGAACAGUUUGCCUUUCCAAACGGCCCUUCGGACUAUGCGGACUAUCAACCACCAAAGAGCCGUGGGGAAGAGACAGAACAGCGUGAAAAUAAAUGGGGGUGGUCGAUUACUUCUCCGUUUGCCAAUACCAGAGAGCUAAAACUCAGUUUCUCGAAUGUCGAAAGCACAGUGACCAGAAUACUGGCUGCCAAGAAAGAAGCUGGCGUUGAAAUGUCCGAUGACGAGAAAAUAGACCUGGCUCGUGAGGUGAUGCGUGUUUGCUUCGAGCACCUGGCGUCUAGGAUGGUCAUCGCACUAGAGGGCUUAAAGGGACAACCACACGUUCCUAGCAGUAAAAUCAAACUCCUUACUAUCAAGCAGAGGCUAUACAGGUCUAGCAAAAGACACGAUAAAAUUCGCACACUCGUCCUCAGUGGCGGCGUCGCUUCAAACGGCUUUCUUAUGAAGGUUCUGCGCUCAUUUUUGGAUGCUAGGGGAUUCAAUCAUAUCCAAAUCAUCUCACCACCUCCAGUUUUGUGUACGGACAACGCUGCCAUGAUCGGAUGGGCCGGCCUGGAAAUGUAUGAAGCUGGCUGGAGAACAGAUCUGAGUGCCAAGGCGAUCCGAAAUUGGACUCUCGAUUCACAAGAGCCUGAUGGUGGCAUUCUAGGACCAGGUGGUUGGAUAAACAAAGAUGCAGCAACGUGA